Messenger RNA from Trichoderma atroviride IMI 206040, 2312 nucleotides. The record is from RefSeq and is a predicted model, not a curated record. Lineage: Eukaryota; Fungi; Ascomycota; Sordariomycetes; Hypocreales; Hypocreaceae.
AUGGAAUCCACCAGCAAGACCAUCGAUCUCAAGAUCGUCCCCACCGAGACCCCCGUCAAGACCCCCGUCGAUCAGUUCCCUGAUCAACCCGUCGUGGAGUCCGCUGGUCAUUGCGGAAGACGCAGCAGACGCAAUGCCUGCCGAAAAGGCAAAUUCGAUGACCUUGAUUAUGACAAUGUCACCUAUGAAGGCGUGGACCGAACGAGCACUGCAGGCAGCGCGGCACGAACUUUCGUCUCCCGAGAUGAAAGAACCUUGUCUCUUGUUGUCGGCGUGGUCGAGGAGGGCAUAUGGCAAGUCAAGCAAGCCAUCGCUUGCGCUGAAAUUCCCUUUCAAGCAACAAUGUUUCCAAUCCCCGGCACCGAGUGGAAACCGCAUGCGUCCGACAUCGAUGUUUACGGCAUCGAAGCGAACAACCGGCCGCGCGCCUACAUGCUCACGAUUAUCCUAGACGAGGGCUUUAACCGCGAACUACUCCCGCAAGUGGGAUUAGCCACUUCCAAGGCCGACAAAGAACUCUCAAAAGCUCAAAGGAAGCUCGACAAACUCGAGGAGCGCGAAGCAGAUGAAGAAGAGAUCGAGGAACAGAGAACCAUCACCGAAGCAGUGUAUGACAGUACCUACAUGGAACAUGCCACCACCAGUGUCUACGGUUAUAUCUCAAGAAUAUCAGCUCACAUUACCCUGAGAACUCCCAAUACAACAGACGAUGUUCGUCGAAUGAUUCAGGCACAGCUCAUCGCCGAAGAACUCCGCGCUCAGCCGGGAGAAGACGAGGUAGCACACAUGAAGCGAAUCCGGACCUGGCUAGGCCAGCAACGGAACAUCAUCCGCCCAUUGGCAGAUUGGCCAAGUAACUUCAAACCGCCCCCGUUCAUCGUCGACGCCCCUCAUAAAGUCCCGCUUCACCUUGGUGCAUAUUUCGCAACUAUUACUCGUGGUGAAAAGAAGAUCCUCGCCCGUAUCGAGUAUGAUUUUGAUGAUAAAUCAUUGUGUUACGAGGCAAACGCAAUUAAUCUCAUGAACAACGUGGAGACUAAUUCAUCUGCUGCGGAAUGGUGGGAAUACAUUCUAGCCUUCAACCCGGACCUUAUUACCCAAGAGUCAGACCUGUGGGAGAGAUUCCCUGGAAUCGCGGACGGCGCUGCCAAUGGUCGUUUUGUUGGACAGCACCUUGAAGCAGCGCGCAUCCUGAAGAAGACUAACCAGGGCAAGGUCAUUAUUGCGGGAGGUCCCGGCUCCGGAAAGACCUCUUUUGGAAUCCUCAUCGCGCAGGCCGUUGUAGAAGGGGGAGUCGUCGACACUUUACCUACCCCAAUCCCAUCAGCAGCAAGUUUGACAUGGGUGGAGCUAGAAAGACGACUGAACGAGCAAACCAACGUUCUGCGCAAGGCCCUGGUAGUGUGGACUGCACCUCAGAACGCGCAAGUUCUUGAUGCGACAAUCCGCCUGCACAAGGCAAUUCCCGGCGGCAUCAUCAUCAAAGUGCACACAUGGAAAGCAGAAGUCGCAGCCUUACUGGACGCAGAGGUCCGUACCCCAAAGGUCAUAGAGCCAGGCCCCAACGCCACCGCUACGGAACGCACCAUCGCCCGAUUGUUGAACACGUUUUACACGAAGGAGUUCAAUAAGCACAGCCCAGCCGCAGACCCGUACUCCAUCUCGUCGCAGUUGCGAGCACGAGCGAUGGCAGAUCCUGAAGCAAACCGGCUGAUGUUUGAGGUUUGGGAGAUGAGAGUCAACGACCCGGUCGUUUUCGAAACCAAUUGCUCCGAAAUUACAGCCAGAUUUACAAGGAUCAUGAAAGAUUUCGUCCGUUCUGCAAACGUUCUUGUUGGUACGCCGGUCGCAAUCAAGAUUUUAUUCGACCACCUAUCAAGCAGAUCAGAAGCGUUGCGCCCUGAUCUUAUCAUCAACGACGAAGCUGGCAGGAGCACGGAAGCCAUGUCCCUCGUGCCUUUGGCCAAGUUCCCGGAGACACCAACACUUUGGUUGGGAGACGGCAAACAACUCGGUCCAAUGACCCCGGCCGCAUUCGACUCAGUGGACAAACCGCUAUUCCAGGACCAACGUGGCAUGAGCCUCCUCAAGAGAGCUCAGGAGACGGGCAACGCCGAUUUCACCUUCUAAGAGCCACAGGGGACAUGCUGAUGCGCACGAAUGGAUGCGAGAGACAAGCUUUGGGUGGAAAGGGAUGGAGGAGCUGGAGGAAUUGAGACCAUGACAUGCAUUACGCUGGAUGGGAUGUUGGACUAUUGUACUACUAUAUUUCCUUUUUCUUCUUCUUUUAUAUAUAUUCUUUCUUCUUCUUA